This is a messenger RNA of Chionomys nivalis (European snow vole), 3928 nucleotides long. It is a transcript of the gene Commd2, whose product is annotated as COMM domain containing 2. Lineage: Eukaryota; Metazoa; Chordata; Mammalia; Rodentia; Cricetidae. The coding region runs from base 60 to 659 and encodes 199 amino acids. The record is from RefSeq and is a predicted model, not a curated record. The transcript is spliced from 5 exons.
GUGGCGAGGGCGGGGCCGGCGCUGAAUGUCGGAGGCAGGAGGAGGCCUGCUCUGCUAAAAUGCUGCUCGAUUUGUCCGAGGAGCAUAAGGAGCACCUGGCCUUCCUACCGCAAGUGGAUAACGCAGUGGUCGCAGAGUUCGGGAGAAUCGCGGUGGAGUUCCUCCGACGGGGAUCUAACCCGAAGAUAUACGAAGGCGCCGCCAGGAAACUCAAUGUGAGUAGUGACACUAUCCAGCAUGGUGUGGAAGGAUUGACAUAUCUUCUUACUGAGAGCUCCAAGCUCAUGAUUUCUGAACUGGAUUUCCAAGACUCUGUUUUUGUCCUGGGAUUCUCUGAAGAACUGAAUAGAUUAUUGCUUCAGCUUUACCUGGACAACAGAAAGGAGAUCAGAACUAUUCUGAAUGAGUUGGCACCUCGUCUUCCCAGUUACCAUAGUCUUGAAUGGCGACUAGACGUACAACUUGCAAGCAGAAGUCUCCGGCAACAAAUUAAACCAGCAGUGACUCUAAAGCUGCACCUUGAUCAGAAUGGCGACCACAGCACCCAUCUUCUGCAGACAGACCCAGCUACCCUGCUUCAUUUGGUUCAGCAGCUGGAGCAAGCGUUGGAGGAAAUGAAGACAAGCCACUGCAGGAGAGUAGUCCGCAGCAUCAAGUAGCUCCGAGGUGCAGGUGGCGACCCAGGGAUGGCUGUAGUACAUCUGGAUUUCAUGGACUUUCUUUUCUGGUUCAGGAUGUUGAAUUCUUGAUUGAAAGCUAAAGUACAGUUCCUUUCUGGUGCUAAAUGCAGUCAGCUUCUUCACAAAUUGAAAAGUAUUUUGUAUUUUAAGUGUAUAAGUAGAAUGAACUUAACUAAAACGAAUCUAUACUGUUCAUGUCUUCUGUGUAUAUGUGAUUCUCCUGGAAUAUUGUUCAUGUCUUCUGUGUAUACGUGAUUCUCUUGGAAUACUGUUCAUGUCUUCUGUGUAUACGUGAUUCUCCUGGAAUACUGUUCAUGUCUUCUGUGUAUACGUGAUUCUCCUGGAAUACUGUUCAUGUCUUCUGUGUAUACGUGAUUCUCCUGGAAUACUGUUCAUGUCUUCUGUGUACACGUGAUUCUCUUGGAAUAUUGUACAUGUCUUCUGUGUAUACGUGAUUCUCCUGAAAAAUGUUCAUGUUUUCAGUGUAUAUGUGAUUCUCCUGGAAUACUGUUCAUGUCUUCUGUGUAUAUAUGAUUCUCCUAAAAAAUGUUCAUGUCUUCUGUAUAUAUAUGAUUCUCCUGGAAUACUGUUCAUGUAUUCCAUGUACAUGGGACUCAACUCUCCUGGCUUGGGUAUUUUUUUGUCUGCUUUAUUUUCUUUUUCCUUGAUAAAAUUUGAAAAUAAGAUUCACUGUUAGUUAGAACUAUUUCUAGACAGUUCAGUAUCUUUUACUUCUAAAAGCACCGUACGAUUAUAACCAUAGAAAAAGAUAAAUAGGAUGUUUUACAAGAUUGUGUAUAUUAUUACAAGUAGCUUAUAUAUUCUUGUUUGUAUAUGAAGAUGGCAAAUAGCAAUGAUACCAUAUUGCUUACAUUUGAGUUACUGAUAUACAAAUUUCUGUGGUCCUAUCAUGCAUUUUAUCAGGAACUAGGGCUGGGCAGUGGUGGCGCAUACCUUUAAUCUCAGCAUUUGGGAGACAGAGGCAGGCAGAUCUCUGUGAGUUCGAGGCCAGCCUGGGCUACAAGAGCUAGUUCCAGGACAGACUCCAAAGCUACAGAGAAACCCUCUCUCAAAAAAAAAAACAAAAGGAACUAAUUUCCCACGUUCCCAAAGCAACGUCAUCAUUUACAUUUAUAAAUAAUGAAUAGCUAGGCGGUGGUAGUGCACACCUUUAAUCCCAGCACUUGGGGGGCAGAGUCAGGCAAAUUUCUGUGAGUUCAAUGCCAGCCUGGUCUACAGAGCAAGUUCCAGGACAGACUCCAAAGCUACUGAGAAACCCAGUCUUGAAAAACAAAAAAUUAAGUAAAUGUGAAUGAAUGAAUAAAGAAGAAAGAAAGAAUAUAAGAGUGGUAUGAUUGGUUCUUUUUUUAAUUUUGUGUGUAUAGGUAUUUUGCCUACAUGUAUGUCUGUGCCCCAUGAGUGUUCAGUGCCCCCAGAGGCCAGAAGAGGGUAUUGGAUCCCAUGGAACUAGACUUAGAAAGGGUUGUGAGCUUCCAUUGGGUGCUAAGGCUCAAACCCAGGUCCUCUAGAAUAGCAGUCAGUGCUCUUAACAGUCGAACUAUCUCUUCAGCCCCAGAACAGUUUUUUUUAUAAUAUUUAUUGUGUGUGUGUGUGUGUGUGUGUGUGUGUGUGUGUGUGUUUCUCUCCUCCCAUCCUGUGGGGACUGGGAAUAGAACUUGGGUCAUCAGGCUUGUUGACAAAUCGUUUUUACCCACUGAGUCCUCUCCAAUGUAUAAACAUAAUUUUUAAUUACUCUGAGAACUCAGUUAAAGAAAUUGUCAUAUUAACAAACCCACAAACCCAUAAAACCGUGAGUUAGCAGUGCGUGUUGCUGGACUAACGUUAGCCUGCCUACCAAGUUUUGCAACAGCUCUAUGAGGCUUGCUUGUCCCCAUUGGACGGGAGAUAAACUAGACUGACCCCACCAAUUUUGAGCCAUUAGCAUGUGUCCCUCCAAGCAACCUUUCUUCUACCUCUUGGGCCAUUACUCUUAGCUCAAUCACAAGAUGAAAGCAACUGGGCUUUACAUGCCUGUAAUUCUAAUGCCUGGGAGUUGGAUUUCAGUGAGUUCCACACCAGCUUGGUCUACAUAACAGGAUCUAGAAGUUUGUAACUGAGCUAUCUCCCCAACCCCUUUCAUGUUUUACUUUAAUACUGUCUUAACAUUUUAUUAUCUUAUGUGUCUAGAUGUUUCACUUGCGUGUUUAUCUGUGCAGGGUGUGUGAACAUUGUGGAGCACAGAAGAGUGCAUCAGAUCACAGUACUACAUUGGGAGAUUGGGGAGGUUGCUCAGUUGGGUAAAGUGCCUCCCGUGUAAGCAGGACUACCCAAGACUGAAUCCCCAGCACCCACAUGAAAAGUUGGGCAUUGCAUCAUAUGGUUGUCACCCUAGCCUUUGGCUGGGGGAGGCAAAGGCAGGUCUCUCCCUAAAGGUUGUUGUCCAACCAGCCCAGCUAAACCGGUAAGCUUCACUUUCAAUGAGAGACCUGCCUCAAAAAAUAAGGGUGAAGAGCAACUAAGGAAAGACACUUGACAUCAGCAUGUAUGCAUGCAUACAUAUACACACAAGUCCAUACAUGUACACCCACACACAAAAAAUAGCAAAUAAAGUUUAGGAUCAACAACCAUAUUUCUGUGUGUGGACUAAAUGGAACUAUGUAUAUAUAAUAUUUAGCAUGGUGCCAGGCUUUUUUUUUUAAGAUUUAUUUUAGCCAGGUGGUAGUAGUGCACACCUUUAAUUCCAGCACUUGGGAGACAGAAGCUGGCAGAUCCCUGAGUUUAAGGCUAGCCUGACCUACAGAGUAAGUUACAGGACAGGCGGGUCUACACUGAGAAACCCUGUCUCAGAAAAAAAAAAAAAAGAAAAGCUAAGUCAAAAUAAAUCAAGACCAAAAAAAUUACCUAAAAGUUGAAUAAAAUCAUUAACCUAUUAAAUAUCUAUGCACAUAUAGAUAUAAAUAUAAACCCACUGUUUUUUUGAAACUUUUUAAAAAAUCAUUUAUUUUUGUUUUAUGUGCAUUGCUGUGUUUUGCCUGCAUGUAUGUCUGUGUGAGGAUGCCAGAUCCCCUGGAACUAGAGUUCAGACAUUUGUUAGCUAUCAUGGGGAUGCUGGAAACUGAACCUGGGUCCUCUGGAAGAACAGCCAGUACUCUUAACCACUGAGCCAUCUCUCUAGAUUCCAGUACCAGGCUUUUAAAAAUAUUCAAUAAAUUUUUACCAUUAUCUAACAGUGGAGACUAAGGUUCUCG